Molecule: messenger RNA, 3756 nt
Organism: Scatophagus argus
Lineage: Eukaryota; Metazoa; Chordata; Actinopteri; Scatophagidae
Gene: tnfrsfa
Product: tumor necrosis factor receptor superfamily, member a
Exons: 10
Coding region: 202-1542 (446 amino acids)
Biological process (GO): positive regulation of apoptotic process; TRAIL-activated apoptotic signaling pathway
Cellular component (GO): plasma membrane; cell surface
Molecular function (GO): protein binding
Source: RefSeq, a predicted model, not a curated record
GCCGAGGGACCAGCGCUGAAAACCCUGUGACAAGAGUAAACUCAUGUGCCAAACCGGACGACGGAUCGUUUUAAAGCUGGACGUGUGCGGCUGUCUUGUUUUUCCACUCUAACUGCGUGUUUUCGACACUUCACACACUGGUGGUGUCUAACGCGAAGCCCAAAGUCGCCGGGAUUUCCUCUCAGUCUCGAAGUUCCCAAGAUGAACUUCGGUCCGGUGGUCGGGAAACUUUGUGUGUUGGCGGCAGCACUCCUCAUCGGGCUGGUUUGUCAAGCAGCCGAAGUCCCAGCAUCUCAAUGGUCCAGCGACGAAUACAAAAACCUCACCCUUCGACGUCACAGAACGUGCGUUGAGAAUGAGCAGUACCUCCACCAGGGACUCUGUUGCCUCAAUUGCCCGGCUGGUACGUUUGUGCAGAAGGAAUGUGAAAGAGACCAGAAACAAGGGACAUGUCUUCCCUGUGAACAUGGACAGACCUACACAGAGCACUCGAACGGGAUGAACCGCUGUUUGCCCUGCACUCACUGCCGCUCAGAUGAGAUUGAAACUGCUUCCUGCACCAAAACAACAGACACCAAGUGCCAGUGUAAGCCAGGAACCUUCUGUGUGCCAGACCAGGCCUGCGAAGUCUGCAAACGUUGUGCCAAGUGUAAACCAGGAGAGGAGGAGGUGAAGAAGUGCACCCACUUUUCUAACACAGAGUGUCGAAAACAGGAUCCGUCUACUACCAAAACGUCUCCGUCCAUCCCUACGCCGACCCCUACCUCUCCACCAGACUUCGUCUCAAUAGGUGUCCCGCUGUUCAUCCUCCUCAUCAUCAUUGUUGGAGUGGUUGUGUGGUGCUUCUUUAGCAAGCAGCGUCCAUGUGAAAUAUCACGUUCAAAGAGCCAUUGUGACGCCAGUGAAAUUGUGAAGAUUGCUAUUAAGGAGAGUGUAGCCACACCAGAGGAGAGACAGAAUGACCAGAAUGCAGGUCUGGAGAGGGAGGACUCGCGCCCGGAGUCACGGCCCCUGCUGCAGGAGACCCAGGAUAGCUCCAAGGCCUCCCCUGCCCUGGAAGAAGAGGACCGAGGACUAGGAGACAGUUUGCCCAACACCACUAGUUCAUCUCAAACCAGCCUGUCCGCUCUGCCCACUGCAGCUUCCUCUGGUAACACCCCACGCCAGAGCCCCACUGUCUUCAGACUGCAGCCUGUAGACAUGGAUGAUCCUCUGCGACAUCGAUUGGUGCCACUACAAGGGUCUGAGAAAUCCCUAAGGAAGAGCUUUGAUCUGUUCGACGAGUACCUGGACGUGCGGAUCCAUAACAAGUUCUUCAGAACGAUCGGAGUCAGUGACAACCACAUUCGGAUUGCGGAGAGCGGCGCCGCCGGUGACAAAGUGUAUGAACUGCUGAAGAACUGGAUGCAGAAGCAGGGACUAAAGGCCGACAUCAACGACCUGUUACAGGUCUUACUAAGUAUGGACCAGCGGCGCUCGGCCGAGAGCAUCGCCUCCGCAGCCCUGCAGAGAGGCUACUACAAGCACGCAGAGACACCGUGAAAGCCAACGUCACAAGGACUGCAAAUGAAGUAACCACAAAGUACUUAAUAUGGAAAAAUAAAAUAAGCACAUAGACACUAUGGGUGGACUUUGUGUCUCGCGAACAGCCUUACCUCUUUGUGGCUGACCAGCCAUGUAUUCAAAAGCCAGUAGUUUUAAAAAGAAAAACACAAAAAGGGGAAGGUCAAGCUGUAUUGCUCAGAGCUCUGAGGAUGUUGACUGCUCGCGUAAUGAGGAGGUGUAAUGAUGAAAAUGAAGAAAACAUUUUGUGGUCCAAUUUGCCACCAAAGACAACCAUGAAAAUUGUUUGAAGAAAGAGCAGAAUAACAUGAAGUUGUCAACUCCCACAUGCGCAAAUGGACGCAUGUUUUAGGCUCUAGUGAAGCAACAUGCAUCCAAAUACUGAAAGCUUAAGUCUCUGGGCUCGUGUCACUCGUCUGGUUCUCUACCCAGAUCACAAUACACUACCUGGAGACAAGGAUAUACACUGGUUUGUAGGAGUGGCAUUAGCUGUGUCACUAAUACUGUGCCUCUUUGCUGCACUGACCUGUGGCACAUGUAGGAUGUAAAACUACAAUCAUGCUACACUUGUUUGUUUUGUAGAUUUAAGAUUCUCAGAUACCAUAUGUAAGAGUUCAUGAACAAUAUAAUGUUGUCCAUUUAUCUUGACAAUGUGCAGUCUUGCUCAUCGUAAACUUUACCUCUUCAGUGCCAUUUGAUAAUCUAAAUUCAUUUAGGUAUACAUUUUUCAUGUGAUUUCAUUAUGUUCAUAGAGUGAAGUGAUUCAGAAAUGUCACAGUCGAGUUACAUGGGAGAAACUCUUCCACUCUUUGUUGUCCGGUCUUUACGUUCAGUGUUGCUACACACACACACGACAUCGUAGAAGGAAUUUCAAAGCUGUUUCUGUUGGAGUAACUGUUAAUAGUCUAGUCAAAUGUUUUUCCGACAUUUUCUAACUUGGAGAACUUCAAGGUCAUUUUAUUUAUUGACAUAUUUAUUGUAAUGAAUAAUAAUUAAGUUUUAUUAUUUAUACCUUUGCCAAAAACGACCUUGGAAAACAAGCGCACGCCGAUUUUCGCGUGGUGAUAAUGUUUAGCUCCAGGGCAAUAAAAGACUGACAUCUUUUUUACUUUUUUUUUCAAAGUGUGGCUGAGGAGUUUAGUUGAUUUCUGUCAGUGAUCGCUGUCCUGUGUUUAGUGUAGCACUGUCAACGUCCACACUGUCAGUGUUUCACCUGCCAUUUCUUCACAGGUGAGCUUCGCCGUUAAGCAUGUUGUUGAAGCUUUCAUGAUGCUAAAUGCAGUGUGAGUGUGCCAUUUCAACACCAGUGACACCAGUCUUAGGAAAAUAAAUAAAUAACUGCCCUGUUGAGGCCAAUCUGUUGUAGUGAACCUACUGAGCAAAAAGUCCUGUACAUGUCAGCGGUGACGUGGGAUGCAGACUUGGAUUGUUUCGUCUCAGUUAGACGCAGACUAGAUGAAGGAAACCUCUUCUGGAUUUAAAAAGAAACUCAAAUUUAUUUCCCUAAUUCUGUACAUAGAAAUAUCCAGAGAGCGUACGAGCUUCACAAAGUGUAUUUGUAUAUAUGCAGCUCUAUUAACAAACCAAAAUGAACAUAGUGAGGUAUGAAGUUAUAGAAAAACGACAGGAACGCCAACCAGAGGAGUUGGCUGUUGGAGUUGUGACAUUUAAAAGUAGAUUUUGCCCAUUUUCCUGCAGUCUCUUAUGUAUAAAGGACAGAGUUACAGAGUUAUAUAUUACUGCCGGAGAGCGACGCUACAGUGCUGGCACUGCCAUCUAUUGACGGACAAUGAAAAUACAGCCUGCAUCAAUUUCUAGGGACCCUGCACACCCUCUCUUAACUUUUUUACUGCACCAGUUUCUUAGACUUUUCUCUUUCAAAGCACCUCUUGGCCUUUCCUGAAAGCAGCAUAGCAGUGAAUAGGCUUCAGUGCAUGCUGUUUUUUUUAAUCAUUCUUUUUUCUUUUCUUUUUUUUUUUACAAUCAUUUCUGUGUUGUUACUUUUCCAUAUUUCAUUACAAGCCCUGUUCAGUUAACUUCCUUUUACUUGUGUAAAAAUGUUCUGUUAAGAGUUGACGUUAAGCCAUUUCCCCCUUAGUUAUUGUUUGCUUGUCGUGGAUUUCAGAUAUAAAUUAUGCAAAAUUGUCAGAGCUGUUUUUAUGUCAAUUUCAAAUAAAUGUUUUGUACAGAUAA